This is a messenger RNA of Nothobranchius furzeri (turquoise killifish), 773 nucleotides long. It is a transcript of the gene psmd9, whose product is annotated as proteasome 26S subunit, non-ATPase 9. NCBI's taxonomy places the organism in Eukaryota, Metazoa, Chordata, Actinopteri, Cyprinodontiformes, Nothobranchiidae. Gene Ontology annotation, cellular component: cytoplasm; nucleus. Gene Ontology annotation, biological process: proteasome regulatory particle assembly. Gene Ontology annotation, molecular function: protein binding. The record is from RefSeq and is a predicted model, not a curated record.
ACCACAAUUGCCAGAAGUGUUGUAGCCGGAAGAAUUCAGCAGAUACAACUCAGCAGCUAUGAAAACAACAGAAGAAAACAACAGUUGUGGAAGCUCUGCUAUAACCAUGGACGACGUUAAAAACCUCAUUAAGAAGAAAGAUGAAAUAGAAGAACAGAUUAAAGCUUAUUAUGACGUUUUGGAAGACCAAGGUGUUGGAGUUGAAGGUCCCCUGGUUGACGCUGAGGGCUACCCUCGAGAUGAUGUUAACUUGUACCAGAUCAGAAACGCGAGACACAACAUUUCAUGUCUGCAGAAUGACCACAAAGCCAUCAUGGCAGAGAUAGAGGAAGCCCUGCACAAGCUACAUGCUCGAGAGAAAGCUAAGCGUGGUCAAGAUGAGGUUGAGGAGGAAGCCAUGGAGCAGCAGGUCACUCUCCCUCCUCCGUUUGCACGAGUGGAUUCUGUGACCGAAGGCUCGCCUGCCUCUGGAGCUGGCCUCAGGCUGGGGGAUGAAAUCAUCGAGUUUGGUUCUGUGAACACGGAGAAUUUUCAGAACCUCCAAAACAUUGCUGCUGUGGUGCAGCACAGCGAAGGAAAACCUCUUCGGGUCUCUGUGAUCAGGUCUGGCCAAAAAGCUCAGAUGAGCCUGACUCCACAGCGGUGGUCAGGCAGGGGCCUGCUGGGGUGUAACAUCGUUCCAGUCCAGAGAUAAUCCACAUCAUCCUUUGCUGGAUUGAAAUCUUUCAAUUCUUUGAAUUUCAUCCUGAAUAAAAAAAAUCUGAGUGGCUAUA